AUGCCGCCGCCACCGACGCCGGCGUUGAAUGGCAAUGGGGUCGUCGGGAAGCCUGCAGAUGAACUGAACGGAGCGAAGGAGCCCAAGUACGCGAGUGGGCUCAUUCUACCUCCCCCAGAGAUCAAAUCCGUCAUCGACCGCACCGCGCAAUUCGUCGCGCGCUCGGCGAACCCGCCCCAGUUCGAGGAGAAGAUCCGCGAGAACCAGCGUGGGGACCCCAAGUUUGCGUUCCUCAACCCGGCGGACCCUUACCAUGCUUACUACAGACACCGCAUGGACAAGGUCGUCCGCGGUGAGCUGGAGGAGGAGGCCGCCCCGAAGGAGGAGAAGGCCCCGGAGGAGGUCGUCGAGGCCGCCCCCGUGGACAUGGGCGAGGAGCCCCCCGUGCCCGACUUCAUCCUGAACAUCCCGAACAUCAGCGCGAUUGACCUGGACAUCAUGAAGCUUACCGCGCUGUUUACGGCGCGACGGGGGCGUCCAUUCCUCGCGGCACUAUCGACACGAGAGGGGAGGAAUUAUCAAUUUGACUUCCUGCGGCCGACGCACUCGUUGUUCGGGUACUUCAACAGGUUGGUGGAGCAGUACUCGAGAGUCCUCCUCCCUAGUAAGGAGAUGCUCGCGCAGCUUAAGGAGCGCACGCAAGACGGUGCGCGGUGGAAGGAUCUCGAGCUUGCGCGGAAACGCGCGCGUUGGCAACAGAUGAAGGCGGAGCUGGACAAGAAACGUGAAGACGACAAAGAGGCCGAGAGGACUGCAUUUGCUGAAAUUGAUUGGCACGACUACGCCGUCGUGCAGACGAUUGAGUUCACGGCUGCUGACGCCAACGCAGAGCUGCCGCCACCCAUGAGUGUGCAGGAAGUGGAGAACAUGACGCUUGCGCAGAAACGUAUGGCAGCGAUGAUCAUGGAGACCACUGCCGAUGACAUCGAGGCGCACCGUGCACGGCAGGCCGCCGCGGAAGCAGAGGCUGCUGCGGCAGUUGGCGGUGCUGGUGGCGCACAGGACGACGACGACACGGCAAUGGAACAAAGCGACGACGAGGAUGACGAGGUCAAGGACCGCAAGCGUCGCGAUGACGAGGAACGUCGUAUGGAGAUCGAACGCGCAAGAGCUGUUCAGGCUAGCUCAUUGGAAGCGGGCGGUCCGAUGAAGAUUCGGACGGACUACGUCCCCAAGCUCGGAAAGAAGGGCGGCGAGAAGCUCACUACGUGCUCCAUCUGUGGGCAGCAAAUCCCCGUCGACGAGCUGCAGGAGCACAUGCGUAUCGAGCUGCUCGACCCGAAGUGGAAGUCGCAGCGCGACGCGCUCGAGGCGCGCAAGGCCCAGGCGUCCGAGCUGCAGCGCGGCGCGAACGUCGUGUCCUCGCUCAAGAACCUCGCGCGUACGCGUGUGGACAUCUUCGGCGCGGAGGCGGACGAGGAGAAGCGCAAGAAGGAAGAGGAGGAGGAGCGACUGCGCAGGCGCGAGCGCGAGAAGGUCGUCUGGGACGGCCACACCGCGUCCAAGGCGAACACGGUCGACAAGUUCUCGACGAACGUCAACUUCGACGAGCAGAUCGCCGCUAUUCAUCGUGCGAAGGGUCUGGGACCACAAGAUGCCAAUGCAAUUGGGCCUGGCAUUGGCCCUUCAGCUGCGCCUGCAGCUCUCAACUCACUUCCUCCUGCUCCUCCAUCGUUGCCCCAGCCACCCUCAGGAGUCGGUGCUGCCGCGAUGAACCCUGCCUACUCCGCCGCCACUGUGUCGUCUGGCCCGCAACCCGCCUCGAUGUUCCCGCAACCCGCUCCCGUCAUGCUACCGCCCCUACACUACCAGGGUAUGGACGCAGCCCAGCCGUUCGGCUACCAGCCGCCGCCCGCUGGUGCGCCCAUGAUGCAUCCGGCUCGUGCCGCUGCGAUGGCUGCGCCCAUGCCGACCGGUCCCCAGACGGGCCAGGUGCGGACUGCAGACGAGAUGGAGGGCGGCCAGGAUGACGGCGUUCCACCCGCGAAGCGGCAGCGCGUCGCCAAGCUGCCUGGGGGCAACUACUACCCCGAGCAGGACUGGAUCAACAUGCACCCCCACCCGAUCUCACUGCGCGUGCAGCUGCCAAGCGAGCCCGCACGGCCGGACUGGAAGUUCGACGGGAACGUGGUGACGAUCCCGGACCUGCCGCUGAACUUGCUCGUGUCGACGCUGCGCGACCGCAUCUUGCAGCACACGGGGAGUAUCGUGGGCGCGUCGAAGAUCCGGCUGGCGUACGACGGGAAGAUGCUCACGAACAUGCAGACGAUCGCGGUGUACAACCUCGAGGACGAGGACCUCAUUGUGCUGAGCGUCCGGGACGACAAGAAGAAAAAGUAG
Messenger RNA from Trametes versicolor FP-101664 SS1, 2340 nucleotides. RefSeq lists its product as uncharacterized. Gene Ontology annotation, molecular function: protein binding; RNA binding. The coding region runs from base 1 to 2340 and encodes 779 amino acids. Lineage: Eukaryota; Fungi; Basidiomycota; Agaricomycetes; Polyporales; Polyporaceae. The record is from RefSeq and is a predicted model, not a curated record. Gene Ontology annotation, biological process: regulation of alternative mRNA splicing, via spliceosome; mRNA cis splicing, via spliceosome. The transcript is spliced from 7 exons. Gene Ontology annotation, cellular component: U2 snRNP; catalytic step 2 spliceosome; U2-type prespliceosome.